Aspergillus chevalieri is the source of this 2196-nucleotide messenger RNA. RefSeq names its product pheromone-regulated protein PRM1 (gene prm1). The record is from RefSeq and is a predicted model, not a curated record. Gene Ontology annotation, cellular component: mating projection tip. The transcript has a single exon. The coding region runs from base 1 to 2196 and encodes 731 amino acids. Lineage: Eukaryota; Fungi; Ascomycota; Eurotiomycetes; Eurotiales; Aspergillaceae.
AUGGGUCGAACAAUCUUUCCCCUCCUCCCGCCAUAUGGCGCCCAAGAUCCCAACCACGGACAUAUCGUCCCCUCCAACCCCGACGGCAUUACACCAUAUCUCGGUCUAAAGUCUCGCCUCUCCCAAGUAUGGCUCAAUCGGUGGACUAUACUGCUCCUUCUAGUCCUGGCCCGAGUCUUAAUCGCCGUCGGCGGACUAGAGACGGACAUGGGCUCGGCCAAGCGCGAGGCAUUGUCAGCAUGCACAUCCGUGGAGUCGAUGGGAAGUGCGAUGGCGUCAAUGCCGCACUAUUCGUCCCGGGGAGUGAAUGAGCUUACAGCGUCGAGCGUCGAGGCGGCGGUUCGGGGGCUCAAGUCAACAUUGAUGCUAAUGGUGACCGGGGUUGAGGAGAUUAUUCUCUUUAUUAUCAAGGUGAUGUACCAAACGUACCUGUGUCUCAUCACCAUGGCCGUCCGAGGCACCGUGGACGUUGGAGUCGGCCUGCUGAAGGAUGCGACCAGCUUCCUGAACUCCACCGUCAAAGAAGUCGGACACGACAUCGCAAGCGCAGUCAACACCUUCGAAGACGGCCUAAACAAAUUUCUCGACACAGUAAACUCCGUCGCCAGCGCCUUCGGCGGCAGCGUUCCUGACCUCAACAUCUCAAGCUCCAUCGACAAGCUAGAAAACGCCCAGCUCCCCUCCUCAAUCAACGAGGGCCUCGAUAAAAUCAACAGCUCCAUUCCCACCUUCGCCGAAGUCCAAAACUUCACGGAAAAUGUCCUGCGCUGGCCCUUUGAAGAAGUCAAAAAACUCAUGAACGAAUCUCUGGGCACCUACGAAUUCAACCGCUCCGUCCUCCCCGUCCCAGCAAAGGAGAAAAUGCACUUCUGCGACGGAAACGACGGCAUCAACUCCUUCUUCGCCGGCAUCGGCGACCUAGCCACCACCGCCAAAAAGAUCUUUGUCGCCGUCCUGGUCAUCCUAGCCGUCCUCUUCUGCGUCCCAGUCGCAUGGUCCGAAAUCCGCCGCUGGCGCACUAUGAGAGACCGCUCCCAGCUCGUCCGCAAAGAAGCCCACGACCCAAUGGACGUCGUCUACAUCGUCUCCCGCCCCUACACCGCAGGCGCAGGCAUCAAAGCAGCAAGCUGGUCCAGCAACAGCCGUCGCCAGACCCUCGUCCGCUGGGCCGUCGCCUACGCAACAUCCCCGCCAGCCCUCCUCGUCCUCUGCCUAGGCAUCGCGGGUCUCUUCUCCUGCCUCUGCCAGUUCCUGCUCCUGCGCGCGGUCCAGAAGACCGUCCCCGAGCUAACCUCCGAAGUCGGCGACUUCGCAGACGAAGUCGUCGACUCGCUUCAGAACACCUCAGCGUCAUGGGCCAAUGGCGCCAACGGCGCCAUCGCAGACGUUAGCUCCGACAUCAACAACGACGUCUUCGGCUGGGUGAAUACCAGCACCACGGCCGUCAACGAUACGCUAAACACCUUCGUCGAUAAAACAACGGGCGUCCUGAAUGAUACCUUCGGCGAUACCCUCCUCUACGAACCCAUCAUGGACGUCUACGAGUGUCUCAUCGGCUUGAAAGUCGCGGGUAUCCAAAAGGGUCUUACAUGGGUGCAUGACCACGCGCAUAUCGACUUCCCGCUCAUCCCGAACGAUACGCUCUCCCGCGGCGCACAGGAAAGUAUCGACUCGGGGGACUCGGGGGCUAGUUUCCUGACGGACGCAGGCGACGACACAGCCGAUAAGAUCACAUCUGUCGUCGCGCGGGUAGUCAACAAGAUCGAAGAGGAAAUCAAAACGGAAGCAAUCAUCUCCGCUGUCGUCGUGCUGAUUUGGGUCCUUGUUGCGCUGAUGGGUAUCUUCCGCGCGGUGUUUUUGUUCUUCAUGCGUGAGAAGAAUCGUGGUGAGGGCGGUGGCUUGCCGUCAUUGAGUCCGGGUCCGAAUCCGAAUGCGGGGUCUGGGCCGGGGCCGGAUGGGUUCUUUGAUGUGCCGUUGACGGCGAUGCCGAAUUUGAACGCGAGUGGGGGUGCGGAUGGUGCUGGGGUUAGGGAGCUUGAUCCGGUUGGACGGGAUUAUGGGUCUGGUCAGCCCGCGCCGAGGUAUGAAGCUAGUGUGGGCGCGGGUGCAGGUGUGAAGGGGGCAUCUGCUGGUGUAGCGGUUGUGGAUGAAAAUGUGUAUCCCGAUGAGAAGCUUGAUAAGUCGUAUGGCUUGUAA